GGCGGCGAGGCGGGCGGCGCGGCGGGCGACAAGCGCGUGCCCAAGAUCGCCUCGGUGGUGGGCAUCCUGGGCCACCUGGCGUCGCGGCACGCCGGCAGCAUCAAGCAGGAGCUGCUGAGGAUGUUCCACGAGAGCCUGGGCUCGCCCCGCGAGCACCACAAGGCCACGGUGCCCUUCCUGCUGCAGCUGGCGCUGAUGUCGCCCGCGCUGCUGGCCGCCGUCUCGCCCGAGCUGGUGGACUCGCUGAAGCCGCCGGUGCUCAACCAGCUGCACCAGCACUUCUCGGCCGUGCCCAGGGACGAGCUGGAGGGCGUGGUGGGCGUGGUGGUGCACCUGCUGUGCCACACCUCGGCCGGCGCGCUGCGGACGCUGCGCUUCCUGCUGGCCACGGCCGCGCCCGCCUCGGUGAUCACGGCGCCGGGCCCGGCGCUGCACGAGGGCGUGCGCGAGGCCUGCGAGCGCCUGCUGCAGCUGCUGCUGCUGCACCUGCAGAAGCUGGUGCACGGCCGCGGCUCCGCCAGCCUGGCCGAGUGCCCGGCGCGCCCGGUGCCGUUCCUGGAGGCGCUGCGGCCGCACGUGCGCGAGCUGUGCCAGGACACGCUGCGGCUGGAGCGGCGCCGCUGCCUGUGGCAGCACCAGCUGCUGGCGCUGCUGGCGGUGCACUCGGCGCCGCACGGCGCGGCCGAGGCGCUCUUCUUCCUGCUGGCGCUGGCCCGCACGCCCGAGGAGCUGGCGCUGGCGCCGCAGCUGGUCUGGAGGAGUUCAGGAGGUCCCGGGGGUGUUUUCGGGGGUCCCGAGGGUCCUUAA
Pyrgilauda ruficollis (rufous-necked snowfinch) is the source of this 807-nucleotide messenger RNA. Its product is annotated as integrator complex subunit 5-like. The coding region runs from base 121 to 807 and encodes 228 amino acids. Gene Ontology annotation, biological process: snRNA 3'-end processing. The record is from RefSeq and is a predicted model, not a curated record. The transcript has 3 exons. Gene Ontology annotation, cellular component: integrator complex. NCBI's taxonomy places the organism in Eukaryota, Metazoa, Chordata, Aves, Passeriformes, Passeridae.